Messenger RNA from Trifolium pratense (red clover), 1147 nucleotides. RefSeq names its product E3 ubiquitin-protein ligase RSL1-like. The transcript has 2 exons. Gene Ontology annotation, biological process: ubiquitin-dependent protein catabolic process; protein polyubiquitination; positive regulation of proteasomal ubiquitin-dependent protein catabolic process. Gene Ontology annotation, cellular component: ubiquitin ligase complex; cytoplasm. Gene Ontology annotation, molecular function: ubiquitin conjugating enzyme binding; zinc ion binding; ubiquitin protein ligase activity. The record is from RefSeq and is a predicted model, not a curated record. NCBI's taxonomy places the organism in Eukaryota, Viridiplantae, Streptophyta, Magnoliopsida, Fabales, Fabaceae. The coding region runs from base 157 to 1032 and encodes 291 amino acids.
AAACUACUUUACACACUAAAUAAAACACUGCGAUCACCGAUCAGCUUCCGUUAACAUUUUGAAUGGGUUUCAUCAAAUGAGUCUUACGGAGUAAGCGAAGUGUUCGUCACUAUCAAAAAUCAUUAACCUAACUUUUCCAAAAACCCUUCAAUUCCGAUGAGUGUCAAAACGACAACCAAAAUAGGCGUCGUUUCGCCAUCCACGGCAGAGAUAAUCGACGUCGAAACUUUUCAUUCCUCUCCGACCACCUCGAAAACAACAAUCACCGCCGUCAUCAAUCUUUCCGACGAAGAAGACGAUGACGAUGUCAGAAUCCUCAAUUUCAUUCCCAAAAAAACCACUUUCGGAAAACGGAGAACAAUCAAAACUGAAAAAGGUGAGUCUUCGAAAUCCAACAACGACGUUCCGUUUAUUUGCGAAAUUUGUACGGAGACGAAAACCACAAAAGAUGCUUUCUUCAUCAUCGGUUGUUCGCAUGCUUAUUGCUCCGAUUGUGUUACUAUGUACGUUGUUUCUAAGCUGGAUGAUAAUGUGAUCAAUGUGAGGUGUCCUGUUUCUGGUUGUAGUGGUUUAUUAGAAGCCGAGUAUUGUCGUUCGAUUCUUCCAGCCGAGGUUUUCGAUCGGUGGGGGAAGGCAUUGUGUGAGGCGAUGUUUGAUGUUUCGGAGAAAUUUUACUGUCCGUUUGCUGAUUGUUCUGCUCUUUUGAUUAAGGAUGGGACGGAGGAAGUUACAGCUUCGGAGUGUCCAAAUUGUAGGAGGUGUUUUUGUGCAAAAUGUAGGGUUCCGUGGCAUGAUGGGAUCGAAUGUAGCGAUUUUGAGAAGCUGCAUGCAGAUGAGAGGGAAAAAGAAGAUGUUAUGUUGAUGAAACUUGCUAAGGAUAUGAAGUGGAGACGAUGCCCUAAUUGUAGGUAUUAUGUUGCAAAGUCGACGGGUUGCUUGUUCAUGAAAUGCAGGUGUGGAGUUGCCUUCUGUUACAACUGUGGAGCUCUUAACACAACUAAUAUCCAUUAUUGCAGCAUAUGUAAACACUAACUACAGUUCGACUGCCUUAUGUUUUGUAACUGAAACAUAUGAUAUGAUCUAAAUUAUGCUAAUUAUCAUGGCUAGUGACUUUAUGUUAUGUAUUAUGAAGGUAAGAACUGUUUUA